Fukomys damarensis (Damara mole-rat) is the source of this 2352-nucleotide messenger RNA. RefSeq names its product C-X-C motif chemokine receptor 6 (gene Cxcr6). Gene Ontology annotation, molecular function: coreceptor activity; C-X-C chemokine receptor activity. Gene Ontology annotation, biological process: G protein-coupled receptor signaling pathway; inflammatory response; chemotaxis. Bases 745 to 1782 code for a protein of 345 amino acids. Gene Ontology annotation, cellular component: membrane. The record is from RefSeq and is a predicted model, not a curated record. NCBI's taxonomy places the organism in Eukaryota, Metazoa, Chordata, Mammalia, Rodentia, Bathyergidae. The transcript has 2 exons.
GAGCCUGAUCCCCGGGGCCUCCGGUCGGUCCCCCUGUCGCGGAGCCCUGGGAACCGGGGAGGCCAUGAGGCCAGGACCGCACUGUUGGAGACAGCUAAGUCAGAAAAUACUGUAAGACAGCUGGGCAGGGCCCUCCGGGCAGAAAAAGCUGAGGCGCCCUGGCUGAAGGUUAACAGGAAAAAGGAGAGAAGCUACUGCACCCACACACCUCCCCCGGGGAGAAACAGCGGGAUGACAUUCUACUCUGUCAGCCCCCGCCAGCCCAUUCCUUCCAGAAAUCCAAGCACCCUCGCUGGCUUCCGGGACUCGCUUCCCCGUUUGAUCAACGUAACGCGGGGGACUGUACCUGUGACCUUACUGGUCGGCCACGGUUUUGUCCCACCUCACGCCCACCUCGUGAUUCUGCAUCGGAUCUUAGUUUUAUCCCACGGGGUACCCGCCUCCUCAUCGGGUAGCUUUAACCCAUAGAAAACACCUUUGAGCAGCAGGGUGGGCGGGCAGGCAGCCCACUUUCCAGUCCCCUUCUGUCUCUCUUAGACAGAAGCCAGCUUUCUCUCAGUGGAAUUUUCCUACUCUCACCUCCGUUGUUCCUAGAAUUCAUUCUUUGAUUUUCAGAGAACAGGAACUCGCGUUUUGGCUACCUAGCAGGUUGGGAGUUAUCGUAUCUCCCUUGCUUGGAUUAUUUCGCUUGUUUGGAUUACUUGCUGCCCGAAUGGCUUGGAGAUCUUCCACUGAGAUAACCGAAUGACGGUGCGCUUUCGGCUGGGCGCCAUGGAAUACCCCGACUACUACUUCCCCCUCAACAGCUCCGACGAUGAGAGCAGCGAGGUGCACGAGGGCUUCCUGCGGUUCCGCGAGGUCUUCAUGCCCUGCGUGUACGCAGUGGUGUUCGUCCUUGGGCUGCUGGGGAACGCGCUGGUGCUGCUCAUCUACGUCGGCUACCAGAGGCUGCGCAGUGUGACGGACGUGUUCCUGGUGAACCUGCCCCUGGCUGACCUGGUGUUUGUCUGCACGCUGCCCUUCUGGGCCUACGCAGGCUUCCACCAGUGGGUCUUCGGCCGGGCUCUGUGCAAGAUCCUGCAGGGCGUCUACACCGCCAACUUCCACGUGUCCAUGCUCACACUCACCUGCAUCACUGUGGACCGGUUCAUCACCGUGGUCCAGGCCACCAAGGCCUACAACCAUCGGGCCGUGCGCACGGCCUGCAGCAAGGGCAUCCUGGGCGGCACCUGGGUGGUCUCCCUGCUGCUGGCCCUGCCGCAGAUCGUCUACAGCGAGGUCCACUCCCACGACAGGCUCAUCUGCGACUACCAGGAAAAUGAGAUUUCCAGGGCGGUCCUGGUCACCCAGACCACUCUGGGCUUCUUCCUGCCCCUGCUCACCAUGGUGCUGUGCUACCCCGUCAUCAUCCGGACCAUUCUGCUGUCCCGAGGCUUCCGGAAGCACAAGUCUCUGAAGAUCAUCAUCCUGGUGGUGGCUGUGUUCCUGCUGACCCAGACGCCCUUCAACCUCGUCAAGCUCAUCCGCAGCUCCAACUGGGAGUACUACACCAUGACCAGCUUUGACUACGCCAUCGUUGUGACCGAGGCCAUCUCCUACCUGCGCCUCUGUCUUAACCCUGUGCUCUACGCCUUCGUUGGUGUCAAGUUUAGGAAUAACUUCUGGAAACUCGUGAAGGAUGCGGGCUGUGUCGGAUUCUUGAGUCAGUGGAAAUCUGAGGACAACUCCAAGAGCUGCUCUGCUUCCCACAACCCAGAGGCCACCUGCAUGGUCCAGCUGUAGGCCACGGCGCGGAGGGCCUGCCGUGAGAGUCAGGGGUGCAUGGCUGCGCCUCCUGGAGGAGACGGCGGGAAAGGCUUUGUGUACAGCCCUUGCAUUCCCUUGGAGAAGUGGAACACUGGCUGGUGUGGACCCCCGCAGACAAGAGGCAUCAAACCUAGGGUCUGCUUCUUUUGAGGUAGGGUCUUGUGAAGUUGCUAAGCUGCCCAAGCUGGAGUUGAACCUGCAACCCUCCUGCCUCGACCGCUCAGAAUGCUGGGAUUACAGAUGUGUGCCACCAUGCUUCCUGCUGUCUCCUUCAUACCCAAACCUAACGCUCGAGCGGGGGUGGGGGGAGAGCUACACUUUUUAAGGGUUUUCCUUAAACCAAGGGGAUGCCCCGUGGCACUUGAGCCUCGGGCCCCCCGACUGGCCUGGGGCCAAGGGCUCACAGAGCUGUGGAUGGCGGGGGCCGGACUGGACCCCGAGGACAGAAGGCUCCUUUGACUCUCGGGCUGAGGUGGACGUCAGGCAGACCUGACAGGUGUGCUGGCUGCCCGUGGUCACCUCGAAUGCUCUGGGCGUGCCUGGAUG